AUGCCCCUCCCCAAAAGGAAAAUCCUGCUGCUCUUUUCAUUGUGCAAAUACCUCUCUGUCUGUCUCUCCCCGUCUCUGCCGGCCCGAGUGGGUCCGGGUGGGUCCGGGACAGCCCGGCCCGGGCGCCGGGGCGAACAAUGCCCCAUUCACGCGGCCCGCCGGCGCCAUGGCAACGCGCCCGCCCCGCCCUCCCUGCGCGCGGGCCGCUCGUGCCAAGAGGAUGCCAUGGUUACGUCAGGCGCGUGCCCGUACCGCGCGCUCGUGAAGGGGCCGGGCCAGCAGGGGGCGCCCGGAGGUAACCUCUGCCUGGAGUCAGGAGGGGCCAUCCUGCUUCAAGGGGACUUCAGCCACUCGGUGCCUCGGUUUCCCCUUCUGUAA
Molecule: messenger RNA, 378 nt
Organism: Rangifer tarandus platyrhynchus (Svalbard reindeer)
Lineage: Eukaryota; Metazoa; Chordata; Mammalia; Artiodactyla; Cervidae
Source: the annotation of a GenBank genome assembly